Molecule: messenger RNA, 2425 nt
Organism: Carassius carassius (crucian carp)
Lineage: Eukaryota; Metazoa; Chordata; Actinopteri; Cypriniformes; Cyprinidae
Product: beta-4C adrenergic receptor-like
Exons: 3
Coding region: 1-1533 (510 amino acids)
Biological process (GO): adenylate cyclase-activating adrenergic receptor signaling pathway; norepinephrine-epinephrine-mediated vasodilation involved in regulation of systemic arterial blood pressure
Cellular component (GO): membrane
Molecular function (GO): epinephrine binding; beta3-adrenergic receptor activity; norepinephrine binding
Source: RefSeq, a predicted model, not a curated record
AUGACUCUUCAGGCUAACGUUGCGACUGCUGGAAUGGGCCCAGAACAACCUGGGUUCCCUGAGGGCAGUGCACCUACUGAGCAAACUGGACUGGCCCAUUGGCCUUCUUUAUGGUUGCCCUCAGAUUCCUCUGAUUCCCCAAGUAUUCAGUUGGGUCAGGGAUUAGAGUUGGAGAGUUUUUCUUGUGGCUCCACUCUGGGAAAACCGACAUUGGAUAGCGGACCUGUCACAGAUGCUGACGGUGGCCCAGUGGUCCAUUCCUCUGAGACGGGGCCUCCUUUCUCAGGUGGUGGAGAACAUGAGUUGCAGUCUUUGGUGCUGGUCAUCAUAGUGACCAUCAUCACCAUUAUUGUCUUGGGUAACCUUCUGGUUAUCAUCGUUAUUGCGUGCACCUCCCAGCUGCAGACCACGACGAAUAUCUUCAUCAUGUCAUUGGCAUGCGCUGACCUCAUGAUCGGGGUGAUGGUGGUGCCACUUGGUGCCACAAUUGUCAUAACAGGGAAAUGGCAACUCACCAAGACUUUGUGCGAGUUAUGGACAUCAGUUAAUAUGUUAUGCGUCACUGCCAGUAUAGAGAGCCUUUGCAUCAUCGCAGUGGAUCGGUACAUUUCAAUCACGCGGCCUCUGCAACACAAAGUGCUCCUGAAUAAGUGUAGGGCUCGAAUUAUUGUUUGUGUUGUGUGGCUGGUCUCAUCCCUAAUCUCCUUUGUCCCCAUUAUGAAUCAUUACUGGCGUUUGGAUAUUGGCAAUGAUACAAACUUGAGAGAAUGUAACAAGGACCCCAAUUGUUGUGACUUUAUAGCAAAUGUGCAAUUUGUUAUACUUUCAUCAGUGGUUUCAUUCUACAUCCCUCUACUCAUCAUGAUUUUUGUCUAUGCACGCAUCUUUCUCAUUGCCACACGACAGGUACAGCUAAUCGACAAAAACCGUUUGAGGUUCCAAAAUGAGUGCAUAGAAAAUCAGGUACAGUCGAUGGACAACAGCAACUUGCCUUCGAUGUGCAAAAAUGUCAGAGGAACGACGGCAAGGCGGGAAAGUUCCCGAAGUCUACCAUUGAGAACAACCAUCGUCAAGGAGCAUGAAGCCCUCAAGACACUAAUCAUCAUGGGUGUCUUCACACUCUGCUGGCUGCCUUUCUUUGUGGCGAACAUCAUCAAUGUCUUCAAUCGAGAAGUGCCGGACAGGAACAUUUUUUGUUUAUUAAACUGGUUAGGCUACAUCAACUCCUGCCUCAACCCCAUCAUCUACUGUCGAAGCCCAGAGUUUCGUAUUGCCUUCAAGAACCUUUUUGGCUGUCCUUGGUUGCCCUUUCUAAAAAUGAACUUCCUUUUUAAAGGGCUUCGGACUCGAUGCCCCUGUUUCAUGGGGUCUACAGAGCCAGGAAUACCUGGAACAUUCCAGAAGACCCCCACAUUGCCUGAAGAAGGGAGCAGCCAGAGCAGCUACAGGAGUGAGGAAGCAUUGCCGGGACUGCCACACUCCAAUGGCAGCACCUUCUUCAGUGAAUUCCCCGAAGCCGAGGCAAAGUUAUGAGUUUUUCGUCUCAUCUUACUUAAGUGCUUUCAGUUAACUACCUGUAGAGUUUUACACUUUACCUUGAUAAGAUUUAUAUUAGUACUCACAAUAUGUCUGGUCAUUUUUUCUUCCGAAGUGCAAAAUUGUUUGUACUUCUUUAUUAUGCAUGUAAGUUUUUGGUCUGUAUUGACAAACAAUGAAUCGCUGCUAUGUCAGUAAAGUCAGUUUGCUCUAUAUCACAUGUCAGGUGAACUUCAAACCUGCUGUAAUAAUAUGAAAUUGGAUAUUGUUUUUACUCUGUUUAUAGAGGCUUUUCAGGAAUUUUUUUUCCUAGAAGCGGGGGACACACUUGUCUAUCAGAUGAAGCCACAAUGAAACGUUUUUUUUAAAUCUUGAGUUUUUAGGAAAUAAAAAAAAAAAAGAUUUUUCAAUUACUUUCAAAAAGUGGUAGGGACAAUAUCGGCUCAAGCGAAAAGUGGUCAGGACAUGUCCCACCCGUCCCACCCACAAAUUAUGCCUACUGUAUGUUAUGCAUUAAGGAAAACAGCACAUCUCAAACACAUUAAACAACGCAUCUCUAUCAGACUCACAAGCAGCCUUUCUGUCAGAGCAUCUGACUAUUGUUUAAAGGUGCUCCUGCAAUCGUCACACCAUUGUGAGAUAUGAACCGCAAACUUUUUUAUAGGGUUACAUUUUGAAACAAUAACAAUUUUAUAUGUCUCAAUGAUUUAGUUUGCUCUUUCUGUUUGAAUUUGUUUACUGCAGUUUUGCCACUCUUGUAGUAUUUUCCCAUUUAAUAAUAGUAAUUGAUAGGCCUUGUGCUUUGUUUCCUAGUUUCUGAUGUCAUGUUAGAGAUGUUAGAGGACAAUAUUUCUGUAAAUUUACUGGAUUUAAUAAAAUAUCGCAAUAA